GGAAACACACACUCAUCACAGUCAGUCAGCGCGAGCACACACACUCAGACGAAGAUAUCAUAGACCAUGGCUGCUACACUGCUCGGGGAGGAGCCCCGGCUCGGCAGUGCGCCGCUGGCAAUGUUGGCCGCCACCUGCAGCAGGAUCGGUGAGCCCAGCCCCUCGUGCUCCCCUGCUCUCUCCGAUGGAGCCCCAGGAUUCGUGAAGGGCUUUCAUCCGUGGAAGAGAGGGGCGCCUGGACACAGCAGCCUCGGUGCAUGCUUCACUUCCCUCGGGGUUCCCCCAACAUCCAGGAGUAACGGGACCGGACUGACGGAGAACACCAGCGCAUUCUCAGUGACCAACUCUGCUUUUGGGAAUGAUUAUUCAAUGUACCAAACCUGUGUGCCAUCAGAAAACACUGUUACUGAUCCUUCACACGUACAGAGAUCCAUGUAUCUGGCCAAAUUCCCCUCCUCGGUGGAGAGCAUAACAGGGAUGUAUCCCAGGAUGCACACACAUCCCUACGAGUCAUGGUUCAAACCAGUGGCAGAAGUCAGUAAUGGGUCUGCUGCUUGGUGGGACAUGGGAACCAGCUGGGUGGACACACAGAGCACAGCCGGGUUACCCUCUCCUCUGAGCGGCUACAGCACUGAAUACAGCUCCGCUUUCGGUCCCGGGGCCUCUCAGCACCUGCACCCCGCCACACAGCACCUGUUUGACGGAUUCAGGCCACCCGUCCCGACCCCCUACACUGAGUCAACGACGACAGGAACUCCCGUCGUUUCUCUGCCCGCAUCUUCCCGCUCCUCCUCAAGGCGUUACUCAGGCAGAGCCACGUGCGACUGCCCGAACUGCCAAGAGGCAGAGAGCCUGGGCCAGGGCGGCACAAGCCCGCGGCGAAGGGGCCUCCACAGCUGCCAUAUCCCGGGUUGUGGCAAAGUUUACGGCAAGACGUCUCACCUGAAGGCUCACCUGCGCUGGCACACCGGGGAGAGGCCUUUUGUCUGCAAUUGGCUGUUCUGCGGGAAACGCUUUACGCGCUCGGAUGAGCUCCAGCGGCAUUUGCGUACACAUACCGGGGAAAAGCGCUUCGAGUGCUCCACGUGCCACAAACGGUUCAUGCGCUCAGACCACCUCGCCAAGCACGUGAGGACGCACAGCGCAGAUGGCUCAGAGGAUGGCGCGGAACCGGGACUCGGUAAAGGCAGCAGCGACACGGACAAUAGCCUCUCCGGGAGCCCAAACCAGUCUCCCGGGCUUCACGUCCCAGCCACCGAGGGACAGUCACAGUGUGCUGUGGAAUAAUUUACAAAACUUAGCAGGAACAAAAGCAACGCGUGGGCAUUUUGAUCAUUGGCGGUUCUAGAGGGGUAACACUGUUGCUUGGACCCCCCUGUGGCCCCCCUCCAAAAGACUAAAUCUAUGAUAAUGCAAUUUGUGAAAGUGUUACAGCCAAUACUGUGCUGUAACCUGGUGCAGGAAUGGGUUUUUUUCAGUAAUGUAAUUAAAUAUAUUGAAACUAAGUUACUGAAACUAAUUAUGUUACUAAAACAAAUACCAACAUAUAUUAAGAUAUCAAAUGAAAACAACGUUUGGCUGCAUGAAUAACGUAUUAAUUACCGCAAAAUGCAUUACGGGUAAUGGUAAAGUAAAUAACUAAACAAAAACACAAAUCCUGUUAUUGAAACAAAAAAUAAUAAUUCUAUUUUAUGUUUCCUUGUGCUCUAUGAUUUCAUACUGAACUAAAAAACUCCUUCAGUAACUGGCCCCAUCACCGCCCCCCAGUACUUGGUCUAGAACCGCCAUUGGAUUUGAUUACACUGUACCAGCCUGUAUGGAGUGUGUUUUCUCGAACACUUAAAAAACAGAAAUGGCACUUUACGAUGAACUUCAGCUGUGGAUAAACACUGUGUCCUUACCUCAUCUUAUAUGUAGCCUUCUUUAAUAACACAUUUGUACUCUACAGUUUUGUUCUGAAUUGUGUUAUUUGAUUACAUGUUAUGCAGCUAAUUUAUUCUACAAAAAACCUUUUUGUUUAGAAUUUAACUGUUACAUCAUUAUAUGGGUUAUUUUUUUGACAUGAUCGCGCUAAAUUUUAAUUUAUCGAGAUGUUUGUUUAUAACACUAAAUUGUUCUGAUUUAUCUCUGCCUGUAGGUGAUUAUACUUACUCAAUAAAACAGGACA
Molecule: messenger RNA, 2167 nt
Organism: Notothenia coriiceps (black rockcod)
Lineage: Eukaryota; Metazoa; Chordata; Actinopteri; Perciformes; Nototheniidae
Product: transcription factor Sp8-like
Exons: 2
Coding region: 67-1287 (406 amino acids)
Biological process (GO): regulation of transcription by RNA polymerase II
Molecular function (GO): RNA polymerase II cis-regulatory region sequence-specific DNA binding; DNA-binding transcription factor activity, RNA polymerase II-specific
Source: RefSeq, a predicted model, not a curated record